Molecule: messenger RNA, 1356 nt
Organism: Oryza sativa Japonica Group (Japanese rice)
Lineage: Eukaryota; Viridiplantae; Streptophyta; Magnoliopsida; Poales; Poaceae
Product: cinnamoyl-CoA reductase 1
Molecular function (GO): oxidoreductase activity, acting on the CH-OH group of donors, NAD or NADP as acceptor
Source: RefSeq, a predicted model, not a curated record
UUCCGGCGAUCGAGGGGACGAGGAGAGAAAACCACCAUGGACGACGGCGCUGCCGCCGCCGCCGCCGCAGGGAGGGAGACGACGAAGAACAAGAAGAAGACGGUGUGCGUCACCGGCGCCGGCGGCUUCGUCGCCUCGUGGCUCGUCCAUCGCCUCCUCUCCUCCGGCGACUACGUCGUGCAUGGCACCGUCCGUGACCCAAGUGAUGCCAAGAACGGUCACCUGAGGGAGAUGGACUACGGCGCCGGCGAGCGGCGGCUGCGGCUGUUCAAGGCCGACGUGCUGGACCGCGCCAGCGUGGCCGCCGCCGUCGCCGGCUGCGCCGGCGUCUUCCACGUCGCCAGCCCCGUCCCCGCCUCCAAGCCCCACAACCCCGAGGCGGAGGUGCUGGCUCCGGCGGUGGCGGGAACGCGGAACGUGGUCGAGGCGAGCCACGAGGCGGGCGUCCGCCGCGUCGUGGUGGUGUCCUCCGCCGCCGCCGUCAUCCUCAACCCGGCCUUCCCCCGCGACGCCGUCCUCGACGAGGACGCGUGGUCGGACGAGCACUACUGCCGAUCCAUAGAGAACUGGUACUGCCUCUCCAAGACGCUCGCCGAGCGCGAGGCGUGGCGUUUCGCGGCUGACAACGCCGCCGCCAUGGACGUCGUCACCGUCUGUCCGCCAUUAAUUCUUGGACCUCUGCUCCAAUCGACCGUGAACACCAGCAGCUCCAUCCUCAUCAACCUGAUCAAAGGCGGCGGCGGUGAUGAUGAGGAGAAGGCCGCCACCACGGACAAGAGGAGGAACGUGGUUGACGUGCGUGAUGUCGCCGCCGCACUCAUCCUGACGUACGAAAAUCCGGCGGCUUCCGGCCGCUACAUCUGCAGCGCAUACGACAUCAAGGUGUCUGAAAUGGUUGACAUCGUCAGGCGCUUCUUCCCGGAUAUCAACUACCCAAAGUUUGUGGGAGGGGAGGAUGAGAGGAUUUUGAGCUCCAAGAAGCUGCAGAAGCUGGGGUGGAAGUUCAGGACGGUGGAGGAAUGCCUGAGGGAUAGCGUUCAAUCCUACAAGGCUGCUGGGAUCCUGAAAUGAGCUAGAUAUUGGGAUUUGAAAGAAAAAUUUUAAACUAGCGUAGUGAAUUGUUGAAGGUUGGAAUAAUUUCAUCUGUGUGCAAUGCAAUAAAACUUGUUAAUUUACGAAUUGCAUCGGUAGGCAGUUAAAUGUGUGUGCACUCUUUUCUUAGAGGAAAGAAAAGGAGAGAUUUUAAGACUGGAGAGUGCAUUGUAUGUUGAUUGUGAAACCAGGUUGCCUGAGGAGUGAGAGUUUGGUUCCCUACCUCUUGGCAGUAAUAAGUAAUAACAACAAUUUGAUAGGACC